CUAAUAUCUAACUAAUGGUGAUCAUACAGGGUCUAAACAAAAUAGUUCAAAUGCUUCGAAUAUUUCGAAUUUGGGGCCGGUUAUGAUGAUGAGUGAUGACGAUUUCUUAAACUUUCCAGUUUGGUUUUCAGGAUGCACCAUAAUCAUUGUUGUGACUGUUAUAGCAAUAGCUAAGUCGAAGAAACCCUUGAAGACUUUGUUAACGGAGGCGAGAUAUGAGCUACUUUAUAAUUAUGUUGGCUCGAAAGGGAUGCUGCAGGAUUUCAUGAUGAGGGGCAGUAAUAAAAUAGAAUUGCCUGUAAAAUCUGGAACAACAGCUCUAAUAACUGGUGGAACAAGAGGCAUUGGAUUGGAAGUGAUCCGAAUGCUUUUGAAAUGUGAUAUAAAUGUUAUAAUCGGGUGUAGAAAUCUUCAGCAAGGUGAAUUGUUGAUAGCUAAUUUUAGAAAAGAAGGAAUAAAAACAGGGAAUGUUGAUUUAUUCAAUUUGGACAUCAGUGUACUCGACUCUGUGAGGACAUUCUCAAAAAAGGUCACAGAAAAAUAUUCCGAAAUACAUUAUUUAAUUAACAAUGCUGGUAUAAUGUUCGGACCUUACAUUGAAACUAGAGAUGGAUAUGAAUCGCAAUUCUCCACCAAUUAUCUAGGACAUUUCCUUCUGACUUACUUAUUGCUUCCCCUUUUGGAAGCUAGUGGUAAAAAGGAAGAAAAAUCAAGAAUUGUGAAUGUCACGUCUUGUGCUCACGUCGUUGGUGAUAUCAAUUUCGAAGAUAUUAAUUACAGGAAUAAUUACAUAGCUGGUGCAGCGUAUGCUCAGUCGAAAAUGGCUCAAGUUUUAUUUACCAAAUAUUUGGAUGGUAUUUUUAAAAGCGAUGGCUUACCUAUACAAAGUCAUUGCGUUCAUCCGGGUAUAGUCAAUACAGAUUUGUUUAACAAUAGUUAUAUAAAGAAAUUAGCUCCGGCUAUACCUGCCUUAUUGUUUAAAACCCCAGAAAAGGGCGCAAUUCCCAUUGUAUAUGCUUGCUUGUCGCCAAAAUUGGAAGAUAAAGGAGGCACUUACAUACAUAAUUGUCAGAUAUUCGAGCCAAGUUCAAGUACCAAUUCGGAGGAUUUGCAGAAGAAACUGUUUGAUUUCACUAAUAAAUUACUUGGCAUAUCCGAUUUUACCGGCAAAUCAGAAAAGUUACCCAAAGUGAUUUCAAAAUGAUAGAUAAAAACGCACAAGUACUCUUUACUUAUUUGUAUAUUUGUAUGUAAAAUAUAUUUUUUACUCUA
Phyllotreta striolata is the source of this 1272-nucleotide messenger RNA. The record is from the annotation of a GenBank genome assembly. Lineage: Eukaryota; Metazoa; Arthropoda; Insecta; Coleoptera; Chrysomelidae.